UUUACUCUCUCUCUGUCUCUGCCUUAUCAUCAUCAUCUCUGAGUGGAAGCUUGAGUGAGAGCCAUUGUAGAAGUGCUCCUAGAAAAGGAAGAAGAAGAGAAGAAGAAGAAGCCAUGACUAUGGCUCUUGCUUCUUCCAAAGCUUUUUCCUCAAUCUUCUAUACUGUAGCUCCAAUUAACCGGUCGUAUUUUGUGUUAGCGUGCUCCGGUUCGAAUCAUAUAGACGUCGUUGAUCGGAGAAGAAGAAGAAUCGUCAUCUUCGGUUCGAGUUUGGCGCUCGCGUCGACUCUGCUUGGUUCCAACCAACAGAGACUUCCGGUGGAAUCUGCGAUCGCAUUGGAGCAAUUGAAAGAAAAAGAAGAUGAGCUUGAGGAAGAAGAAGAUAGAAAUGUCAAUCUCUUUCAGAAAACUUCAUCGUCUGUUGUUUACAUAGAAGACAUUGAGCUGCCUAAAACGUCUUCUGGUGAUUUUACUGAUGAGGAAAAUGCAAAGAUCGAAGGCACAGGUUCAGGCUUCGUUUGGGAUAAGCUUGGUCACAUUGUAACAAACUAUCAUGUCAUUGCCAAGUUAGCUACAGAUCAGAUUGGUUUACAACGUUGUAAGGUGUCUCUAGUUGAUGCUACGGGAACAAGAUUUACCAAGGACGGGAGAAUUGUGGGUCUUGAUCCAGAUAAUGAUCUAGCUGUGUUGAAGAUUGAAACCGAGGGUCGCGAACUAAAUCCGGUUGUUCUUGGUACCUCGAAUGACCUACGCGUAGGUCAAAGUUGCUACGCGAUUGGGAACCCAUAUGGAUAUGAAAACACCUUGACAAUAGGGGUAGUGAGUGGGUUGGGAAGAGAGAUACCAUCACCUAAUGGGAAGAGUAUUCGAGAAGCUAUUCAAACAGAUGCUGAUAUUAACUCAGGUAAUUCUGGAGGGCCAUUGCUUGAUUCUUAUGGCCAUACUAUAGGCGUAAACACUGCAACGUUCACCCGAAAAGGGAGUGGUAUGUCUUCCGGUGUGAACUUUGCUAUUCCCAUUGACACAGUUGUCCGAACAGUACCCUACCUCAUUGUGUAUGGAACAGCUUACAGAGACAGAUUCUGAAGAAAAAACAAAACAUCUUCUUGUUGUUGAUAAUACAAUAUAAGAGGUUUCAGACUUUCUGUCUUCUAAAUGUAAAUACAAAAAAAUUCCAAAAGAGUUUCCGAUGCAUGUAUGUAUACAUUUAACUUCACAAAAACAUGUGAAACAUUGGUCAUACAAGGACAUGGAAUAUAGUUUUUGAA
This is a messenger RNA of Camelina sativa (false flax), 1267 nucleotides long. Its product is annotated as protease Do-like 5, chloroplastic. Gene Ontology annotation, molecular function: serine-type endopeptidase activity. Gene Ontology annotation, biological process: proteolysis. Lineage: Eukaryota; Viridiplantae; Streptophyta; Magnoliopsida; Brassicales; Brassicaceae. The record is from RefSeq and is a predicted model, not a curated record.